AUGAAGCCUGUAGAACCAUCAUCGAAACGAAGAUGGAGUAGGCAUCGUAAGGAGAUGUGUAUCGUUUCCAAAAGACUGGAAACAUUCAAGAAAAUCUCAUGGUCGCUUAGUUCGCCGAAUCCAGAACAACUUUCUGCCGUUGGUUUCUACUAUAAUCCGAUACAGAAGCCCCAACAGAGGAUCGACAAUGUGACAUGCUUCAUGUGUUCAAAGUCGUUUUACGACUGGGAAGAAAACGAUGACCCCUUAAAAGAGCACAUAACGCACAGUCCUAGUUGUCCGUGGGCUUAUGUUUUGUCAGCUCGCAAUAAUCCUCAUCAGGAUCCAAAAGCUCCUUCUUUAACGAAAUGUAGAGAAUUGACGUUUGUUGAUAAAGUAUGGCCAUACAUCAGUCGUUCAGACUUUCAUUGCCAGCCAAAUACAAUGGCCACCGCUGGCUUUGUGUUUACCCCCAGUACAGACUCGAAGGAUGCAGCGCAUUGCCUGUACUGUAAUAUUGACCUUCACGACUGGGAAUCGGAUGACGAUCCUUUUAAAGAGCAUCAGCGUCGUCGUCCCGAUUGUUUAUUUUUUACGUGGAAAGACCCUACCGCUCUAUCUCCAACCAAGCUUUCCCUGCUUUCUUCGUCAAAUGUUGAUUUUGACGAUGUUUCUUUAUCUGAACUUGUUUCCAAUUCAUCGGAAAAAAAUCACUUCAAAACGACAAACGAGCCAAAACCUACUCCUCGGAGGAGGAUUUCUUCUCUAAGUCAAUCUCAUCCCUUUUCUUUGUAUUCAAAUACUAAACAUGAUUCUUCUCUCGUACAAUCUGAACAUCAUAGCUCAUCACCAUCAAAACCUGCUGUGAUUACUUCUCCUAAAAGGAGAGGGAAACAAGUGAAUAAAAAAUCGAAAGACGCAGUUUUCAAGCCCGCUAGGCCUAUUUUCUCUGACGAAGAUGAGGAUGAUCAGCCCGAUUUCAGGUCAAGCCCUCCCAAAUAUCCCUCAAACACUCCCAAAAAGUUUAACCGGGAACAAGAAUAUCCAUCUUAUAUGAAUGGCUCCCAUAUUCCUUUCAACCAUACCUUACCCCCUUCAACUCCUCCUUCUCCUAAUAGAACCGAUGAAAGUUACCAUUCAAUUCAUUCUCCUAUGGCUACUAAUCUACCGCCUAUCCAAGAAGAUGCUGGAGAAUUAAAUAGCAAAGAGAACUCCGUGAAUUAUUCCACUAAUACCGAACCUAAGGAUGCUCCCUCAAUGAGAUUUUCAAACACCACAUUUUCUACUGAACCGAUCGCUAAUUUCAAACCCCCUGAAGGAAGCCCUCAUGUGUCUAAAAAAAGAAAAUCGUCGGAAACAGAAAAUGCUCCUAAUCAGCAGCAAAUGGAUGUUGCACCAGAAUCUACCCUUCCAACUGCUAAAAGACAGCUUUCUUCUGAAUACCUCACACUUAAUGACCCAAAAAACCAACCGGCUUCUAGUGAAUCUGAAUUAGAAGCCUUUUCUGCGGAAACAAGUAUAUUUGAAGACUUUCCUCAGAAUCCUUCGUUUGAUAAGCAUGGAUCUUCCUUUAUGACUAAUGACGAUGAACCUUUAGCUGGAUUACUUGAGUCUACGAAGCUUACACUAGAGAAAAAAGAUGAAUCAUCAAAUAAAAUCGAAAACAAGAGUGAAAAGCCUCCUGUUUCGUCUUCGAGAGAUAAUUCAUCAUCCUCCAGUUUUGAGGCUGUACAUACUCCAACCUCAGAUUUUGGUAGAGAGUCUGUCAUUGAAUCAGAUACUCUGACUGCCUCCUCAAUCACUCCUCCCAGAGACGCAACUUCAAAAAACAAUGACAGCGGAAUACUAAAUGCAAGUUUAAUGAUAAAUUCGUCUCCCAAGCAUAAUGUUCGUGAACGAAGUUCUAGCGGAACGAAAACCUUAAGCAAUAAAGGAGAUUACCAUGACUCUAAGCCGCUUCAAAAUCUGACAAAUAUAGAGAGAACCGCAUUAAAGCGUCCAUCAACUGUUUCGAAGAACUCAUCAAUAAGUGAAGGCACAGCUUUACCGGACUCUCAAACCGAGGCUUUGUCGAAUUCUAAAAAUGAAGAAGAAUGGACGCCUAAGGGGAAUGCAUCAGCGGACGUAAAUACAAAUUCACCUACUGCUGGUGAGGUAUUCCACGAUUCAGAGAGUGCCUUUUCCAAAGGCAUGGGAUACUCUGAGAAAGGAUUGGAAGUACCUAGGCUUUCCGAGAGUAAAAUUAAAGAACCAAGUCUUGAUAUUAAUGGAAAUAGACAAGCAAAUAUACUUCCGGAAAAAGAAGAGAGCGAGUCUAUGGGCUUCAAGGAAACAUCGGAUUCGUUAGGAAAAGCCAAUCUCCUGUCACAAACCCCCUUUGAAGAAACAGAUAAAUUUGAAAUUAAACAUUCUUUGCAUAGCACUCCAAAAGAUCACAAACAUCUGGAUGAGCUUCCGGAAUUUUCAGCCUCUCCAUCUAAAUUUGUGGACGAUACGUCAAAUAGUCCAUUCGAUCCUCUCUCCCAAUCUUCUUUUCUGGCUCCUCUUACACCCAUGAAAACUAAACCUGCUCCACCGUCUAUUAAGCCUUCAGUUCCUCCGUGGGAACCAGUUGACUUCUCUAGCCUUUUAGAAACUCCUGCGAAUAAAUCUCCAGAAUCAGAGGAUCUCACGGAGGAAGAAUUAACUAUGACAGUAGAGCAUUGGAUUAAAUAUCAGUAUGCGAAAUGUGCUAAAGUUUUCGAAGAAGAAUGCGAACGUCAGAUUGAAUGGCUUCUGAAAGAAGGAAAGCGAGCGGAAGAUUACAUUCAAAAUCUUUAA
Molecule: messenger RNA, 2799 nt
Organism: Schizosaccharomyces osmophilus
Lineage: Eukaryota; Fungi; Ascomycota; Schizosaccharomycetes; Schizosaccharomycetales; Schizosaccharomycetaceae
Gene: bir1
Product: survivin, Bir1
Exons: 2
Coding region: 1-2799 (932 amino acids)
Source: RefSeq, a predicted model, not a curated record